Molecule: messenger RNA, 2809 nt
Organism: Echinops telfairi (small Madagascar hedgehog)
Lineage: Eukaryota; Metazoa; Chordata; Mammalia; Afrosoricida; Tenrecidae
Gene: TJP3
Product: tight junction protein 3
Exons: 21
Coding region: 135-2687 (850 amino acids)
Biological process (GO): establishment of endothelial intestinal barrier; protein localization to cell-cell junction; cell-cell adhesion
Cellular component (GO): plasma membrane; bicellular tight junction
Molecular function (GO): cell adhesion molecule binding
Source: RefSeq, a predicted model, not a curated record
CAGCUCCUCACACAGGUGUGGCUGCCAUCUGUCUGGCCCCCCAGCCCCCAGCCCCUCCCUCCAGAAGCAAAGUCCUCUCUUCCACUCCGCCAUCCCUGACAGAGAAGGAGGAGCCCAUUAGCAAGGUGGCCGACAUGGAGAACAUGACCAUCUGGGAGCAGCACACGGCCACACUCAACAAGGACCCCCGCAGGGGCUUUGGCAUUGCCAUCUCCGGACGCCGAGACCAGUCCGGCAGCUCUGUGGUGGUGGUGUCAGACGUGGUGCCCGGGGGGCCGGCCCAGGGCAGACUGCAGACAGGGGACCAAAUCGUCAUGGUGAACGGGGUCUCCAUGGAGAGUGUCACCUCCACUUUCGCCAUCCGGAUUCUCAAGACCGGCACCACGCUGGCCAACAUCACGGUGAAGCGACCCCGGACCAUCCAGGUGCCAGUCACCAAAGCCAGCCCCUCCAGCCCAGGCCACCAGUACUGGGACAAGGAGGGCGGGACCCGGCAGCUUGAGGACACGGACCACGGCAGGGGCUAUGAGGGGGGAUCGUCCAGCGGCUCUAGCCACUCCUGGGGCAAGCGCUCCCGCCGGCCGAGGGCUGGCCGCCGCAGCCGGGCGAGCAGCUAUGGGCGCAGGAGCCCAAGUGGUGGCUCAGAGGUCAACGGGCUGGACCUGGUGUCCGGCUUCAAGCGGCUCCCACGGCAGGACGUGCUCAUGAGACCCCUGAAGUCCACACUGGUGCGGAGGACAGAGAGCGAGGAGUUCGGGGUCAAGCUGGGCAGUCAGAUCUUCAUCAAGCACAUCACAGAUUCGGGCCUGGCUGCCCGGAGCAACGGGCUGCAGGAGGGAGACCUUAUCCUACAGAUCAAUGGGGUGUCCAGCGAGAACCUGUCGCUGGGUGACACGCGGCGGCUGAUCGAGAAGUCGGAGGGCACGCUCACCCUGCUGGUGCUGAGGGACCGCGGGCAGUUCCUGGUGAACAUCCCCCCGGCAGUCAGCGACAGCGAGAGCUCUCUCCUGGAGGACAUCUCAGACCUGGCCUCGGAACUGUCUCAGGCGCCACCCUCCCAUGUCCCUCCGCCGCCCCGGCACAGGCAGAGGAGCCCCGAUUCCAGUGCGCCCUCCUCCCCGGAGGAGAGAACCCGGCCCCUGCACCAGCGCUCCGUGGAUUCCAGGGCCGUCUCAGAACCAGACUCCCCCCAGGAGAAGAGCUAUGACAUCUUCCGGGUGCCCAGCAGCCAGAGCAUGGAGGACCAUGGGUACAGCCCUGAUGUGAGGGUGGUGCGUUUCGCCAAGGGGACCAACAUCGGGUUGCGACUGGCUGGGGGCAACGAUGUGGGCAUCUUUGUGUCAGGCGUGCAGGAGGGCAGUGCGGCAGAUGGGCAGGGCAUCCAGAAGGGGGACCAGAUCCUGCAGGCGAACGACACACCCUUCCGGAACCUGACCCGUGAGGAGGCGGUGCAGUUCCUGCUGGGACUGCCGCCCGGGGAGGAGGUGGAGCUGGUGACGCAGCGGAAGCAAGACAUUUUCCAGAAGAUGGUGCAGUCCCGCGUGGGCGACUCCUUCUACAUCCGCACCCACUUCGAGAUGGAGCCCAGCCCCCCAUCCGGCCUGGGCUUCACGCGUGGCGACGUCUUCCACGUGGUGGACACGCUGUUCUCAGGCCCCGCACAGAGCCACACGGGCGGGAAGUACUGGCUGGUGGCCCGCAUGGGUCGGGACCAUCGCGAGCAGGAGCGGGGGAUCAUUCCCAACCAGAGCAGGGCUGAACAGCUGGCCAGCCUGGAGGCUGCCCAACGGGCCGUGGGGACCCUGCCCGGCACCUCAGCCGCCCCCAACGCGCGGGCUGAGUUCUGGCGACUGCGGGGUCUUCGCCGGGGAACCAAGAAGUCCACGCACCGGAGCCGCGAGGACCUGUCGGCGCUGACCAAGCAGGGCAACUACCCGCCUUACGAGCGCGUGGUGCUGCGAGAAGCGGGCUUCAAGCGCCCCGUGGUGAUCCUGGGGCCCGUGGCAGACGUUGCAAUGCAGAAGCUGACUGCUGAGCUGCCUGACCAGUUUGCAAUCGCAGAGAGCGUGUCCCGGACAGAGGCGCCCUCGAAAAUCAUUAAACUGGACACUGUGCGGGUAAUUGCAGAGAAGGACAAGCACGCGCUGCUGGACGUGACCCCCUCGGCGAUCGAGCGCCUCAACUACGUGCAGUACUACCCCAUCCUGGACAGCUCCUCAGAGGACAACCUGGACCUCCCCCUCCGCGGCCUGGCUGACAGCACAGCUGACUUGAGCUGUGACAGCCGGGUCAACAGCGACUACGAGACAGAUGGCGAGGGCUACACCGACGGCGAGGGCUACACCGACCGGGAAGGUUACACCGACGGGGAAGGUUACGCCGACGGGGAUGGCUAUGCCUAUGGUGAAGACGGGCACCACGUGGACGUGGAAAGGCCUUUGGUGGCACCAGCGUUGGCCCGAUCCUCAGAGCCAGUGCUGGUGGAGGAGCCCCCGAGCCCUCGGGACCAGGGGAGACCCUCAGCCCACCCAGGAGCCCAGGUGGAGAGUCGGAACCCCCCGAGUCAGUGGCGCCAGGACAGCAUCCGGCUGUUCGAGCGGGAGGCCUUGAAGAAGAAGUUCACCCGCGUCCGAGACGAUGAGUCCUCAGAUGAAGGUUAUGACUGGGGCCCAGCUACUGACCUCUGAGCCCUCCAGGUGGCCCGCUGGCCCAGUGGCCUCCCUCUGCUCCACUUGCGGAGAUCCCUUUGUCCAUACGGAACUGGCCCUGCUCCUGUCACCCUGGUCUCAAUAAACAGCUAUUUUCACAA